GAUCUUUGAGUUCAGCUCAUGAUGAAUGGGGCAAAAACAAAAGUGCUGUUUAUAAUUUUGUUCAGUGUAGUAUACUUCUAUACUGAACAUAUCUGUCUAUUCAUUUUUUUUGUUUGUCUGCUUUUAUUGGCUCAAUUUUCAUUUAGUUUGCCAUUGCACCGUAGUUGUAAAAGCAUGACAGAGAUUAUCUAUCAUAACAACUGGUUACAGUAAUUCUCACAUUAUAAUAUUUGAUUGAUUUGAUCUCCUGCCAAUUUAUGAAUAAAUAAUUCCAUGAUUUAACAACAGUUCAUAUUGACAUCCUGUUCUGUUUGUUUGUUUGUUGUGUAUCUGUCUGUCAGCUUUGUGUUUGAUCGGAGAGAGAGAGAUAUAUAAGAGCUAAUCCCGUUAGCCUGGGCAGGGACAUUGUGAGGCAGCCAACUGAAAUAACCCCAGCAGUCUUAUUUUACACCAGCUACUGUCAUCCCUCACAGCCACGAGUUACUACCACGUAAAUCAUGUCACCCCAUGAUUAAAUAUGUUGAAACAUGCACUUAGUUCUGUGUGAAAUGCAGAGGCACAACUGAGAGUUGUUUUCAGUUAUUUCAAUAAAAUGAAUUGCAGAAUUAGCAACUAGUUUGUAAUUAUGAAAAUAUUUCCCAUCCCCCAAUUGACUUUACCUGGCAGUGAUUCAUCUUUUAAUUUGAUUAUAGAAAGACACACUUGUAUUAAUUAUUAGGAGGCUUAUUUACCAAGAAAUGAUGAAGUAAUUAGGCCCGCUCUGUGGUGCUGGGUCUGGACUGGAGUCAGCUCUGCAGGAGGACAGUUGGUUGCGCGACAGUGAUUAGCGGCUAUAAGAGCUGAUCUGGUGUUGAUUCCAGGAAAAAGGGGAGUGCCCACAGGGAAUUAAUGAGUCUAAGAAAUUUAUUUGCCUCAGUCUGUUGUUUGGAUGUGAGACGAGGACUGCGGAGGAUCCCGGGACUCCGAGGUCUACGCAGGAAAGGGUCUUCAGGAGAAAAAGUGGAUAGGCAGGCCUGUUCGCUGUAGCCCACACCAAGCCCCGCCAUGUUCAGCAGGUUGAAAAUGUUGAUGAGGGCUCCCGAGCCUCCCCCUGCCCAAGCUCCUACCCCGCCUUCUACCCCAGCUCCACCAGCUAAGGAAGAAAAGCCCCCUGAAAAGAAGGAUGAGAAAGAGGAUCAAAAGAAAGAGGAACCAAAGAAAGAGGAGGAAAAGAAAGAAGAAGAAAAGAAAGAGGAGGACAAAAAAGAAGAGGAAAAGAAAGAAGUUAAGAAAGAAGAAGAGCCCAAGAAAGAAGAGCCAAAACCAGUUCCCCUUCCUGUCCCAGCUGCUCCUGCUGCUGCUGCUGCUCCAGCCACAGCUGCUCCUGCUGCUCCUGCUGCUGCCAAUCCAGUGGGGGCUGAUGGUGAAGAAGCCCCUCCACCCUCUCCUCCACCUGUUGUCUACUUCCGCUACACAGAUGACACAAUAAGAAGUUUGGUCAAGAAGUUAAGAGAGCGGACAGAGAUGCUCAGAGAGAAAGCCAUAGACCCUUACGCCACUUCACCAGAAAUCACCCCGCCAGUCACGCCCAUUCUGAGGAAGGAUGACUACAUCAGGAAGAAGGAGGAGGAGCGGAUAGCGAAAGAAGAAGCAGAUAAAAAGAAGGCAGAAGAGGCUGCCAAAAAGGCAGAGGAGAAGAAAAAAAAGGACGAGGAGAAAAGGAUCGAGGCCGAGAGGAAAGCAGCGGAGGAGAAGAUGUUAGAGGAGGUCCAGAAGAAAGUGAAGUAUAUUCCAGAGAUCAAUUGGUCCUACUUUGACAUCCCCUUCCGUCCUAUUGAGGUCAAGAUGAAUACCAUCCUGGGAAACACCCUAGAUCCUUUAGAUCGGCGGUAUAUUUCCUGGUUGGCUGUGGUAGCGGUGACAUUCAACUACAACAUUUGGUUUAGCACAGCACGGAUGGCCUUCCCGUACCACAAUGAAUACGUCAACCCCUACUGGAUAGUUUGUGACAUUCUAAGUGACUUAGUGACUGUUAUUGACAUCAUCGUGUGGCAGCCCCGACUACAGUUUGUCAAAGCCGGAGAUAUCAUUAAAGACGGAGCUAUGACUAAGGCACAUUAUCGGAAAUCUGUGCGAUUUAAGUUGGAUAUAAUUAGCAUAAUCCCCUUUGACCUUCUCGGCCUGCGCUUUGGAUUCUCCUCCAUUUACCGAUUCAACCGCUUUCUCAGGAUCGAGUCAUUCUUUGAGUUCAGCGAUCGACUUGAGAGCAUCAUGGCCAAGGCCUACAUCUGGAGAGUGGCUCGCACCACAGGUUACCUGCUCUACGUCCUCCAUCUCAACGCCUGUUUCUAUUAUGUUGCCUCAGUAUACCAGGGCAUUGGAUCAACUACAUGGGUAUAUAGUGGAAAAGGCUCAGCCUACCUGCGGUGUUAUUACUUUGCAGUCCGCAGUCUGAUCAACAUCGGCGGUCUUCCAGAGCCCACCUCGACCUUUGAGAUCGCCUUUCAGAUGCUGAACUUUUUCAUUGGCGUCUUUGUGUUCUCCAGCUUGAUUGGACAGAUGAGAGAUGUAAUAGGAGCAGCAACAGCAGGCCAGACAUAUUUUCGGGCGUCGAUGGACGGCUGCGUCGCCUACAUGAACACCUAUAUGAUCCCCAAGCAAGUCCAGAACAGAGUCCGCACCUGGUACAACUACACCUGGGCAGCUCAGGGCAUGCUGGAUGAGUCUGAGCUGCUUGACAAGAUGCCUUUGGUGAUGAAAACUGCCAUCGCUGUGGACAUCAACCUGGCCACCUUCCAGAAGAUCGCACUGUUUCAGGGCUGCGACCAGCAGAUGUUGGUGGACAUGUUGCUGAGGCUCAAGUCCAUCAUCUAUCUACCUGGAGACUUUGUUGUGAAGAAAGGCGACAUCGGUAAAGAGAUGUACAUCAUCAAAAGUGGAGCGGUGCAGGUGGUGGGAGGACCUGACAACAGCAUUGUGUUUGUAACGCUGAAGGCCGGCUGCGUGUUUGGAGAAAUCAGUUUACUACAGUCUGCCAAAGAUGGAGGUAACAGGCGCACAGCUAAUGUGAAAGCACAUGGCUUUGCUAACCUUUCUGUCCUGGAGAAGAAGGACUUGUUUGAUAUCCUCGUCCACUACCCAGAGUCUCAGAAAGUCCUGGCCAGGAAGGGAAGGAAACUGACCAAAGCCAAAGGUCCUGCACCUGCUAAAGCCACUGAUGAUAAGCAGAAGGGUGCGACUCUGUUUGGAGACAAACCACCAACGCCCAAGUUUCUCAAAGCCUUUGGCAAUUUCAGAAAAGGAGGCUUCAUGGACAAACUCAAGAAUGCUCAAGCGGAGCAGAAAUGAGAGAGGCGUGUGUGACGGUUCUGAGCUUGGCUGCUUCAUAUAUCUGUAUCAUUGUGAAUAUUCCACUUUUCACUGGCUACUGAAAGGCUCACAAGAAGACAGAUUUUACAAGCAGAGGUGUGAAAUGGUUGAGUUGUUGCAACCAUUUCACAUAUGAUUCCCACGCUCUUGAGCACAGACAUCAACUGAAACCUGUGAGAUUAUGCAAAACCAGACUGUAAACAGAGUAUAUAUUCUAGCCCUUUCCCUACCUUGGAAAUGUCUGUAGAUUCCUAAUAGAGACUUCAAUUCAACCUAAUCAGUGCCAGUAGCCAAAUCUUAAGAUCUUUAAAUUGUGCAUCAUUUUUCAUAUAAAGUUAAGUUGUUUACUA
This is a messenger RNA of Micropterus salmoides (largemouth bass), 3698 nucleotides long. RefSeq names its product cyclic nucleotide gated channel subunit beta 3, tandem duplicate 1 (gene cngb3.1). Bases 1045 to 3327 code for a protein of 760 amino acids. Gene Ontology annotation, biological process: monoatomic cation transmembrane transport. Gene Ontology annotation, molecular function: protein-containing complex binding; intracellularly cAMP-activated cation channel activity; intracellularly cGMP-activated cation channel activity. NCBI's taxonomy places the organism in Eukaryota, Metazoa, Chordata, Actinopteri, Centrarchiformes, Centrarchidae. Gene Ontology annotation, cellular component: intracellular cyclic nucleotide activated cation channel complex; plasma membrane; photoreceptor outer segment. The record is from RefSeq and is a predicted model, not a curated record. The transcript is spliced from 18 exons.